GAACAGUCUGAAAUUAAACGUCUCUCAGAUUACAAUAGGAGCCUUUUCAUGGCCUUAUCCUCUUACUGAAAUGACAGAAAGAGGGGACCAAUAUUCUUGCCAUUAAGACGAAACUUCCCAACCCCCCUGUCCACUGGGGGCUGUCCUACCCUUCUUCCCAUUUCUAUAUUUUUGCCAAUUUAACAGGGGAAAUUUAGAAGCAGCUUUUGGGUUUUGCUUAUUUCUUAACAGUUUAGUCUUCUGCUGGAGAUAAACGAGGAUCUAACUAGAAGGCUUUUCUGUAUAUGGUGACCAAUUAUGUGGGUUGCUGAGACAAUAAAAAGUGCAUGAAAGCUUUGAAGGUGGGAGAGACCUGUUCACUGACUUCUGAUGGGCAUCUGCUUAAGUGCAAAACCUAUAUCUGAAAGUGAUGAUAAUACAGGGCGUGUAUUUGUUUGUGCAGGGGUGAAGAAUUCAAAAGAUGAUAGUGAUAGCAAUAAUGGAAAGGAUAAUGGUAGUGCAAGUAGCAAAUUCUCAUUGGCUUCGGUGCUGCCAGCCCCUCGGAGCGAGGGUGAAAUCUCUCAGUCCAAUUUGAAGAGCUUCUCUUAUGAAGAGCUAAAAGAGGCAACACGGAACUUUUGUCCUGAUAGUGUUCUGGGAGAACCUGGUUCUGGUUCAGUUUUCAAGGGCUGGAUUGAUGAGCAUUCAUUUACUGCUACCAAGCCUGGAACUGGAAUGAGUAUUGCUGUCAAAAGGCUUAACCAAGAGAGCUCUCAAGAUCACAGAGAGUGGUUUGCUGAAGUGAAUCUUCUGGGCCAACUUGUUCAUUCUCACCUUGUGAAAUUGAUUGGCUAUUGCAUAGACGAUGAGCAACGGCUCCUCGUAUCUGAAUUCAUGCCUCGAGGAAGUUUAGAAAAUCAUCUGUUCCUUCGGGGUUCCUAUUUUCAACCUCUUUCUUGGGGCCUCCGUUUGAAGGUUGCACUUGGUGCUGCAAAAGGGCUCGCCUUUCUCCACAGUGAUGAAAGAAAAGUGAUCUACCGUGACUUGAGGACUUCAAAUAUUUUGCUUGAUUCUGAUUACAAUGCCAAACUCUCUGAUCUUGGGUUUUCCAAAGACACAGGAGCAACGGGCAGCAAAAAUAACAUCUCUAUCAGGACUCCGAGUACCUCGUAUGCAGCUCCAGAAUAUCUUGUCGCAGGUCAGGCAACCACAUCAAGUGAUGUUUAUAGUUUUGGAGUCAUUCUAUUGGAAAUAUUAUCCGGAAGAAGAGCCGUUGACAAAAAUCGACCAUUUAGAGAACACAACCUAAUCGAAUGGGCAAGACCCCACCUUGCAAACCAACGGAAGACUGCUCGAAUAAUUGACAACCGUCUCGAAGGCCAAUACUCAUUGGAUGCAGCCUAUAAGCUAUCGAGUCUGACACUGCAAUGCCUGUCCAUUGAGCCGAAGUGUAGACCAAGCAUGCACGAGCUUGUAAAAGAACUAGAACAGCUGCAAGAUCCAACAUCCAUUAAUAUCAACAGAAAUUCAAAACAAAACCGCCUGGCUCGCAGACGUAGUGCUGACGAUGCCAAUACUCAUCGUAGUGCUCGUGCUGUUUCCCCUGAUUAUACAUAAGCGGAUGUACGUGGUACUUCUACAACAAAACAUAGAAAACUAGCAGAUACAUAUUGUAGUUGAAUGAAUUAUACUUCUCUUGCUAUUACAAUCUCUUCGGUCUGCCGAUUUCUCGAUCAGUUUGUAAAUAGAAGGAAUGGUUCAUUUGAAAUUUUUGUUUGAUUAUCAAAGAUACGAUACUGAGGAGGAAUCCGAUUAGAUAUCUGAAGUGGGUCAACAUUCAGUUUCAUGUGUUUACUUAUUAUGAUUUGUUGGUGUCUUUUGAAGCAAAAAGAAUGAAGUUAUAAACUCCUAAGUUACAUUAAA
Molecule: messenger RNA, 1902 nt
Organism: Cucumis sativus (cucumber)
Lineage: Eukaryota; Viridiplantae; Streptophyta; Magnoliopsida; Cucurbitales; Cucurbitaceae
Product: probable serine/threonine-protein kinase PBL9
Exons: 7
Coding region: 370-1596 (408 amino acids)
Biological process (GO): protein phosphorylation
Molecular function (GO): ATP binding; protein kinase activity
Source: RefSeq, a predicted model, not a curated record